AUGCAAUGCAAAGGAGAAAAGCCACCACAUCAGCUUACAGAAUACUUCUGUAUUAUACCCAAUGAGUGGGCAAAUAAAAGUAACCGAAAAUGCAUUUGUAGAGCAUGUAUGGAUGUGGUGGGAAAAGAGGUUGCUCUGCAAGAUGAGAAUAUGAAAAUUACUAAUACUUUAUGUUAUUGUUCUAGUUAUCUUAAGGAUUGUCCUUACUUUGCCAUAAAAUAUUCACCUGAACAAAUACAAAAUAUUAUCAACUUGGCUUUGGUCACUUCAACAUCAAAAAAGCGUAUGGCAAUAUCUCAUAUAGAUGAAGAAGAUGAGGAGGAUUCAAUUUCAACAACAUCAACUCACUCUUCUAAUUCAUUAUCAACAUCUAAUAAUAUUGUAGAAUCCUUUUUACAAAAACAAACAACACUAUCUCAAUAUAUUGGUCAUCCUUUUAAUGUAUCAGAAGUUCCCAAAUUUGAACGUCUUGUACUUUGUGCUACAGUUUUAGCUGGAUUUGCCUUCCGAUGGAUAGAAAAUCCUAAAGUUAGAAAAUUAUUUCAAUUUAUUUCUCCAUAUAUAAAAUUACCUAACCGAAAAUCACUUAGCAAUUAUAUUUUAAUGAAUGCAACUAAUGAAGUUCAGACAACAAUUAAAGAUCUUGCUUGCAAUGAUAAAAUUAGUAUUACAAUUGCUUUUGAUGGUUGGCGCAAUAUUCAAAAAGAAGAAGUAAUAUCUAGAAUUUGUAAUCUUUUUGAAGAGACUCUUGUUACCAAAGAUGAUGCGACUUCAGAUAAUGAUUUGAGACUUUCUAACAAUAUUAAAGUUACAGUUAAUCAUGACUCUUUUUGGGAAUCACUUGUUAUAUUACAUAAUAUAUUUUAUCCAUUUUGUGAAGCUCUUGACCUUAUGCAAUGA
Messenger RNA from Racocetra persica, 900 nucleotides. The record is from the annotation of a GenBank genome assembly. NCBI's taxonomy places the organism in Eukaryota, Fungi, Glomeromycota, Glomeromycetes, Diversisporales, Gigasporaceae.